Messenger RNA from Xyrichtys novacula (pearly razorfish), 6079 nucleotides. NCBI's taxonomy places the organism in Eukaryota, Metazoa, Chordata, Actinopteri, Labriformes, Labridae. The record is from the annotation of a GenBank genome assembly.
CCCAGUACUUCCAGGAGAAGCAGCGCGAGCCACUAUCAGGAACUUUGCGUGCGACCUAUGGCAAACAACUAGCAGGUAUGUUGUAGAAAGAGUCUUAUGUCUCCUACUUUUACUGUAUUCUGUCUCUCGAGCUUCAUCCAGCUGCCUCAAACAUCUGGCUGUGAGCGCUACAGGACCGAGCUCAUCAUUUCGGGGUUUUGUUUUAUCGCUCCAGCCUUCCUCUCUGCCCUUAUCUCUUUUGGGUCUUAUCAAACGGUUAUCUCUUUUGCUGUGAAGACAUAUUGCGUUUUGUUUCCUAUCUCUUAUGUGUGUGUGUGUGUUUACUUGUGUGUGUGGGAGGACAGAGAUUUGACAUGGAUGGACCCAGCGCCUCUUAAAAGCGCUUGUUGGGAGUAUGGCAGCCACAGUACAGUGAAUGUUUGACCGGAGUCAUAGAUGAGAAAGAGUCUGAGGACAAUCCGAGCUAAACAUAUUCUGAUUAACAGCUUUCGGGGCCUUUAUUGUGAAAAUGUAGGAUGUAUUUUUAAAGAGAAAACAGACCGAGCAUGAGGAGUUGAUCUACAUUUUCCACGUCUUUAUCCAGAUGUUUUUGGGGACCCAUGCGUAAAUAUUAUCAUGCGCAAAACGUAUCCUGUUAUCCUAACGGUUCAACCCUUAUUUCAUCACAGGGUAGACUACUCCCUGACCAUCUUUUAUUAACCCCUACGGUGUAUGGAAAGUGCUCCUGGAUGGACCUGGGCGAAAAUAGCUGGUCCAUGGUCAAGCGAGAAGUUUCCAGCAGCCCAGGCUCGCCGGCUGAGCAGACCUACCUGACGGGUGACAGCAGGAGGGACGGCCCUGCCUCGGACGAGCUGAGGACUCCUCCGAGUGACCUAGACGUCCUGGGGCACCGCCGCUCGGACGGCAGAUCUCUACACUCCUACGUUCACUUUGGACACCACAACAGCAGCCUGAGCGCUGCCGAGGACAUCCCUCUGUUCACGGAUUUAGACCAGGGCAGUAAACUGGUCCUCUCUGGCGGAGCGCACAAGGCGAGCCUGCUGGUGGACCCGAGCGACAUGUACCAAACACUGGCCAUCGCUGCGGCCCAAAGCCAGACGGGAUAUGAUUCCUCCUCUGGUGGUUAUAUGCACUCCAACCCGAACUCCCCUGUGUACGUGCCCAGUUCCCGCGUGGGCCCCAUGAUACCCAGCCUCUCCUACCUGCAGGCCAGCGGCUCCGCGCAGCCCAGUCACGCCGUCUCCAGCCACUCGGUGUGGUCCCAGUCCACCCCGGAGAGUCCCUCUUACAGCACGGGGAGUCCACACGCUUCCAGUAGGUUCCACUAUCCUCCGAGUCCGCCCAUGAACAACGGGACACCCCGGGACAGCAGCUACAGUAACACGCUGAACGUGAGCAGCAGAGACCAGUACGGCCUCUCUCGGCCCCUCAGCGGGACUUACGCCAGCCCCUACUCUCCUUAUGUUGCGCCGCAGCUCUCACAGCUGGCCUCGCCCUGGAACGGGGCACCUUUUGAUAACACCAUGCUGCACACCUUGCAGAGCAGAGGAGCUCCACUGAUCCGGGGACCAAAUGGAGGUAAGAAAGAAGAAGAAGAAAAAAAAAAGGCAAAGUUGUGGACAGAAGUUUUGUAGAGUUUUUGUCAGAGAUUUUACUGAGUCUUGAAGGAAGGCAGCAGAACUCCCAGCAGAUUUUUGCAACAGAACCUAGUGAAGGCUUAACCUUUACAAGGCAAAAGAAAAAGAAAAAAAAAAAAAAGGUAUUUGCUAAAAGGUAUUUUUUUUAAAACAAAGUAGUGCCAAAAUAUUCUUCUCUGGUUUAAAUUGGGCUGGAUUUGGUUUCCAAAAGUGUUUUUGAGUGUAAGGCCUUCUCCUGCGCACACACACAACACAGAGCCAAACAUAGGAAACCAUCAAAUUGUCACACAUUUUUAUUUAUAAAUUAUCAUCUUAUCAGGUCUAAAACCAGACAUUUCAAUGUAGUCAUAAAAAUCAUAAUCUAACAUUUCUUCAUUUCUUUACUUAAUUAAAAAUGUUGGAGUAAGGUUAAGUUUCCUCAACGUAUUUCCUUCUUGAACAUUACAAAUUUCAGUCAUAUUUCCAGUCUGAAUCCUGUGCUUUUCUCUAAUUAUUGCUUUUAAUGUCAGUUUCAGAUAUGCUCGACGACAUGGGGGAGAGCAGAGAGUGCGUAAACUGCGGCUCCAUCUCCACACCGCUGUGGAGGCGCGACGGCACGGGCCACUUUCUCUGCAACGCCUGCGGCCUUUACAGCAAAAUGAAUGGGCUGAGCCGGCCAUUAAUUAAACCUCAGAAGCGGACGGUAAGCAGCAGUCAGGGGAGCACUUAACCGCUCAAUUUCCUGCCUAAUUGUCUCUAACAAUAGCUGGAGGUUAUCACCGGUGAUACUCAUAGUGUCCAAUGCAUGGGGAGAAACAUAAGUGCAACAAUUCAGAUUAUAAAUGAUGGAACAAUUUCUGACUCAUCAUAUCUGGGCGAUUAAUUUGGGUUCUAUUUGAGAAAUCCACGCGUAAUCUUUUGGCUUUUAAGUCAAGAUUUGGAACCACCCACCAUUUUAACACAUGAACCUGUUUAAUAUAUUAAUUUAUCAAACAGAAAGUUAAUUGGAAUCCGGUUAAGAUGAGUUAUAAUUCCCAUAAUUCAGUUAAAACGGUCAUGAAAACACAUAUUCUAUUUUAUUAAAAGUAAAUUUAGAUUAAGGGGUUUGUUGACGUUUAUAAUCAGGCACGUAUACAGUCUGCUGGGUAAUUCAAUCUCAAUAUGUCACAAUAAGGGCAAAUCUCUUCCUGGUGCCAUUACGCGCAUUACGCACAGUUUUUACAAGGAAAUCUGAUGUCAGUUACGGACCCCCCUGAAAAUUAACAUCCUGUAAAAAGGCAUGCGUAAAUGGCAGUUAAAUGGAGAUCAUAAUGGCAGCCGUAUUUUUGUUAGGAAACAGGGUGUGAAUGGCUGAGCUGUAAUUGAAUUAGUGGAGUGUGCUUUGGUAUAGACUCAGUUAAAGACUUAAGGUCCUUUAAAUUCUGUCGAUUUUUGCUUUAAAUGGAUGUCCUUCUUAUUUGCUCAUUCUUAUUAUGAAUUAAUUUUUAUGUUUAUCUUCUCAGUCGACGUCCAGGAGGAUCGGUCUGUCCUGCGCCAACUGUCAAACCAGCACGACCACUUUGUGGCGCAGAAACGCAGAGGGUGAACCGGUGUGUAACGCGUGUGGGCUCUACACAAAAUUACACGGGGUGAGUUCAGAUUUAAUAUUAUUUCUACACAUCUGGAUUUAAAAUUAUGAAGAUUUAAAAGAAAAUUAAAAUAUCCUAAAUGUGCAGGUACCUCGGCCGCUCGCCAUGAAGAAAGAAGGAAUCCAGACAAGAAAAAGAAAACCUAAAACGUUGAAUAAAACAAAGGGAUCAUCUGGUGAGUUACUGAUCAUUUAUGCGCAUGUGCAAGACUACAAUUUUCUUCCAAAUGUAUCUUUGAAUGAUAUUAACAGUUUUUUUUGUGUGUUUUUUUUUUAAGGAAAUAACAACUCAGUGUCUAUGACUCCCACAUCCACAUCUUCAUCUAACUCUGAAGACUGCUCAAAAACCAGCUCUCCAUCCGGACAGGUGUCAGGGGUAAGACCUUGUUAUUAAAUUUAAUAAGGACAUGGAGGAAGGGUUAUUUAGUAAACAUGUAAAAAAAUGUGUGGUUAUGAAUCACUAGGAAAUGCUGAUGAUUUCAAAGUGGACUUUUUUUUUCUUUCUGGAAAGUGAAAGCACAUUUGUCACAGCAGGUGUUGGUUAAACAAAAUCACAUGUAUGCUGGUGUCAGAUGCUCUGUGGUGAUGACUGCACCUUACUAAUGUGUCACAUUGAGAUUACAAUAAGAUGACCACUAAAUUCACAGAAUGAGGCAAUCUUAAUAGCAAAAAAGUAAAUAAACAUCACCUGUAUCUAGCAUUUUCAACAUAGAAUGGUUAUUUUUGGAUCCUUACUUGCCUGAUUAAGUGUUGUUUCUCUCUCUGAUGUUUUAGGUCAGUUCGUCCGUGUUGUCCAGCUCAGCAGAGGGAGCAGGCUCGGGCUCGGCGGUGAAGUACGCAGGACAGGACGGCCUGUACACCAGCGUGGCUCUGUCCCAGCCUUCAGACGUAGCUUCAGUGAGGGGAGAACCCUGGUGCCCCAUGGCCUUAGCCUGAACACAUGAAUCUUUGGGAGGACAGAAAUCCCUGACCCCCUCUGUCUGGAUGCUCUGUAGUGUGGAAGUAUUUGGGGGAGAUGUUUAUGUCCUUCCUUGCAGCUGAUUCAAAAAGAAAUGGACCUGGUGGGGAAAAAAAAAGAAGAACGAGAAGAAGAAAGAGUGGAAUAGCUGGAAAUGGUUUCCAGACUGGAGUGAGGGGGGAAAGAAAAGGGAAUUGCGAGACCAUGCGAUCAAUCAGAUGUCCUGCUUUGGAUGGUUUCUGGACCCAGCCAUGCACUCGAUAUCUCUCCAACCCAUGGCACAGAACCACAUCUUCCUUCUUCAAAAUAAAGCCAUCGUUGUACAUAAUGGAUUUUUACUCUGAAGCUGCUGAUUGAUUGGAUACCACAGCUUCCCAAAGCGCUGUAUUCUUCUUUAAGGACAUGUAGACUUGUCUUUGUUUUCUUUUCCACAACUGGAAUCAUGCCACAAGUGCCGAGACAACUUUUAUGAAUCAAAAGUUUAAAAAAAAUAUUUAUAAAUCUUCCAUUGUUGAAAACAUGGCUAUGAUUGUUAAUAAAGAUAUCAAUAUAGAGUAGAAGUUUAACCAUUCUGAUGUCUUUUUUCUAAUUUUUUUUCUUUAUUAGUGUCUGUUUUACAUACAGGAGUGUCAAAUGUGCACAUGUUUCUCACUAAAAGCUCUUACUGUAUUUGACUGAAACUAGCUUGGUUUAAACAGGGUAUAGAAGACUAUGACAUCUAGUGGUUUUGUUUAGUUAUUAACUGAAAAUGCAAAUUAUCACCUCCUUUGAACUCAUUUCCGACUGACUGAUGUUUUUCAGCUGCGUUGUGGUACUAUUCUCGAAGCAAAGCUACAAAUUCUCUCUUUCAUGUAAAGCAGCUGGACAGCUUGUUUGAACAAAGCACACCCAGAAUAGCAAUGGCUCUAACGACCUUUACACUACAAGACACAAACUGCAGAAGAAGAAGAAGAGUGUGCUGCUCUACCUGACUCACUGUAAACUGUACAUGUCACCAUGUAAGUUCAUACUGUUGCGUCAUUUUCAUGUCAUAAUUCGACCGAGUAGAGAGUGAGGUCACCUCUGAACAAACGCACGAUGACUUUGACUCAACCCAGAGAGGAUAAGAGGACUCAUUACGGCUCCAUAGUUUUAUAUGAGGAGGUGUCAAGGUGGACGACUGAGAGGGAUAAUAAAAUAAGCAAGCAGCUGAUAUGUUGAUGCAACUUUUUUUGUGAAAAUUCAUUUUGGUUCAAUUCUGAAAGCAAAAUCAAAAUUCGAGGGCGUUGUAAACUGUCUCCUUGAGUAGGGGGACAGAAUGAAAAAGCUACACAUAAACAAAAAAAACAAAAGAAGUGUUUUACAGCUAAGAAAAAAAAAUCUGAUGUGAAAUUCUUUUUCUUUCAAAUUAAAAAAAUUUCCCCACAUUUGCUGCAUCAAAAAAAGGCAUGACGUUCAUUUUACUGGACUUAUUUAUUUCAAAAUAGCAUGUUCAUUUUUUUUUUUUUUUGCUUAUUUUGUGUUUUUCUUUUUCUUUUCCUGAGAAAUGAUUUUAUUUAAAUUUCGUCUAAUAAAUUGUUUCAGUGUUGCAAAUCAAUUCAAAGUUUGUAUUUAAAAGAAAAAAAUGCUGUUAUUAUGAGAAAUCUUUUUUUCUUGCAUUAGGCAUUCACUGCCGUACUUUUAUUCCCUGUUUUUACAAAAGCCGUUUUUCAUGAUUCGGAGGAAACACGUGAAGAAAACUAAAGCAUUAACCAGAGGGACUGAAGGAAUUUAGAAAUCUGACCUACAUGAAUUAAAAACGGCAUCUCAGAUCGAACAUCGUGCUCCCAUGUCUCCAGAUUCUGGGGGUGGCUUUCUUCCACGCUCUGCUUAUGUUUCAUUAAAGCGAGCCUUUAUUCA